AGCCACCCCAGGGAGCCCCUGGAGGGGGUGAGCUGCCUGUGCCUGGAGGUGGGGACCAUAGGUCCUUCCCAGCCCAAGGGCUCCCGGAAUCCACACAGCAAGCGCUGCCCAGAGCUGGGAGGUGCCCUGGAGGUUGGAUUGGGAGAGGAGAUUCAGAGAUGAGCGAGGCCCCACCUCGGCCAGGGAAGUCCUGUCCAGCAGAGCAGGCGGGACUUGUGGCUCAUACCCGGCGAUGUGAUCAGAGGAGGGAGCAGGAAGGUGGCCUUGCAGGAGCCAGAGCUUGGGGGCCCAGGCCUCAAUGCCAGAAAAAUAGAAAUUUGGACUUUUCUCCCACAGGGGGCAGUUCCCCCCCAGCCCCUGCCCCCAAGACACACACACACACACACACACACACACACACACACACCACACACACAGACACCACACACAGACACAUACCACACACACCACACACAAAGACACACACCACACAGACACACAUACACCACACACAGACACACCACACACACAGACACACACCACACACACAGACACACCACACACAGACACACCACACACAGACACCACGCAGACACACCACACACGGACACACCACACAGACACACAUACACCACACACAGACACAUACCACACACACCACACACAAAGACACACACCACACAGACACACAUACACCACACACAGACACACCACACACACAGACACACGCCACACACACACCACACACACAGACACACCACACACAGACACCACGCAGACACACCACACACAGACACACCACACAGACACACAUACACCACACACAGACACACCCACACACACAGACACAUCAUACACACACCACACAGACACACACCACACACACAGACACCACACACAGACACACACCACACACACAGAUACACCACACACACACCACACAGACAACCACACACACAGAGACACAUACACCAUACACCACAGACGCACACCACACACACACACCACACACACAAAUACUAGACAUACACACCACACACACACACCACAGACACAUACACCAUACACACACCACACACAGACACACCACACAAACACACCACACACACACACACACGUGCACCACACACCACACACACACGAGCCGAGCAAGGGACAGCCAUGCUGUGUGAUCUGGGAGGGUGGCUAACCCUCUCUGAGUUAUUUAUAAAGGGCGGGAAACCCAGGCCUGCCAAUCAGCGGCCUGAACUGAAUGCUCUUAUUGGUUUAGAGAUGGACAUGUGACCCUCUCCUGGCCAAUCAGAGGCUUUCCUGCUGGAAGGGCUGCUGGAAGCCACCUUCGCAAAUUUCUUCCUUUGGCUUUAGAGCCCCAAAGCAGUCUUUGACUUAAGCUGCUUUGCAUUCUCUCUGUCCUGCCAUCAAGGAAGUUCUGAGCGGCUCAGAAGUAAUACUGACAAUGUAUGUAGCGCCCUUCCCACGCCAGCGGCCAUUCCCCAUGGGAGGGGCAGUGCUGGCGGUGCCCUGGGUGACCGGGACGAGCUGCCGCCCCUCUGCCGGCCUUAGUGCCCUUGUCUGUGAAAUGGGGCGAGCAGUUCCUCUCUCAGAGCUGCUGCGAGGACUGAGUCUCUGAGCUCAGGAUUUUCAUCUCUCUGAGCUCCAAAACCACGGGCAAAUCACACCCUCUCACUCUCAGCUUCCUGAUCUACAAGACAGGGAUGGUGAUAGAGUACUCAACUCCUAGGGCAGUUGUGGGGCAUGUGAAGCAUUCAGCCCAGGGUCUGGCACCCUGAAAGGGCCAAACCUGUGUGAGCCACAGUUUUAUGGUUAAUCAUCAAUGGCUGUCUAAGAAAGCCCCAUUCAGCUUGAACCUAGCUCUCCAGGAAGAAGUCACUGACACCCUCCUCACACACCCCCAUCGGCCCUCUUUUGUUCACCCCCCAAAGUGAUGUGCAAGGAAUGAGUCUUUGGGGGGUGUGUCCAUCAUCACCCACUGGGGCUGCUUGUGUCUCCAGCCAUCCCUCCGAGGAAUUCUGCCCCAGACAGCAGAGAGAUGGGGGGCAGGGGACACAUGGCCAUGGGGACAGAGAGCCCUGAGAGGGACUGGGGAAUAGAGACAUCGUUUUCAAAUAAUUGCAGCAAUCAAGAGAGACUCUACAUCCCAUCCCAGACAAAGGGAGACCUGUGAGUCCUGAGUGAGGCAAAAUUUGACUCGAGCCAAGUAGCUUGGGCAGGGAGAAAAUGAGAGAAUGGAGCUGGGCACAGUGGUUCACACCUGUAAUCCCUGCACUUUGGGAGGCCAAGGCAGGCAAAUCACCCGAGGUCAGGAGUUCCAGACCGGCCAGGCAACAUGGUGAAGCCCUGUCUCUGCUAAUAAUAUGAAAAAAAGUUAGCCAGGCGUCCGCGUGCCUAUAAUUCCAGCUACUCAGGAGACUGAGGCAGGAGAAUCUCUUGAACCUGGGAUGCAGAGGUUGCAGUGAGCUGAGAUCACGCCACUGCACUCCAGCCUGGGCGAGAAGAGUGAAACUCUGUCUCAAAAUAAAUAAAUUAAUUAAUAAUCUUAAAAAAAAUAAAAAGAAAACUAGAGAAUGAUGACUUCUGUUUACCACGUGCCUGGUUUCCUGUCCUGUCUGUGAUCCUACUGCUGUUUGCUGUCAACUGUUCCUGCUUCAGUGAUAUUGGAAGGGUUCGGGGAGGAUGUGGGUCCCCUCCUUGCCUCCUCUGGGCCUUCCCCUGUUUCUGGCCUGCUUCAUCUCCACCCUCAUCGGAUCAGAGCUCCUUGGGGGUGGCCCCUACACCCUGCGGGGCUGAGCAUCGGGAGGUGUGAGGGUUGCUGAAGGCUGGGGGUUGGUGCUUUUCUUCAUUCAGCAGUCGUCAUUUAUUGAGCACCCACUGUUUGCCAGGUCUUUGGCUGAGCAUUUCAAGCCCUGCUCCAUGGGCCCAGUCAUCCAGGGACUG
Molecule: messenger RNA, 2934 nt
Organism: Symphalangus syndactylus (siamang)
Lineage: Eukaryota; Metazoa; Chordata; Mammalia; Primates; Hylobatidae
Product: histidine-rich glycoprotein-like
Source: RefSeq, a predicted model, not a curated record